AUGACUACUUCUACUUCUACUACUACUAGUAUUGAUACAAUCUUUAAACAGAUUAUCAAUAACAUUGUACUCAGAGAAAAGAUAUUCAAAGGUGUAUAUGAUAUUCAUACACUUUUAAAAGUCUAUUCAAGAAGAAAGGAGUCUGCGUUGAUUAGUCUGACUGAUUACAUCAAUUUUAAGAGACCCGAUUUGUUUAUCAAACACUUUGACACUGUAUUGAAUUCAGUCUUAUCAAUCCUUGAUAACUGUGAUCCCAAUGUUAAAUCAUCAGAGUUGAACGAUAAUCAAAGAGUACGAGCAUUCUUUGAAGACCUUUUAACAACUGCCGCAAAGAAUCAAAACCAUAUUAUUUUUAAAUAUUUGGUUGAAAGAUAUCAACAAUAUCAACAACAACAAACUACCAAUAAUGAAAAUACUACCAUUCUUUGUUUAGUAACUCAUUUUUAUGGAAGUAAUCAGAUGAUUGUACAAUCAUCAUUACAAUUUACAAGAUUAGUAUUAGAUUAUAUCAAAGAUGGUUUAAUAUCUUUGAAAUCAGAGAGUAUUGGUGAAUUUACUCAAUAUGCAAUCACGGUUGCAUUAUCUCAUAUUGAUUUGGACACUUUGGUACUUGUAAAGAAGUUGUAUCCCCAACACCCAGAUCCAUACUAUCCAUCACCAAUCAUUUUCGAUGGCUUUUUUAAAAACAACACCAAUGCCCAAGACCAAAAGAAUAUGUUGGAUUAUGUUAUUCAAAAUGGUGUCAUCAAUAUACGUUUAAUUCCACAAGCUAUGAGAGCAUUAUUGAUCAAGUUGUUACGACCUGUUCCCUCCACUUCAUCCUCUUCAUCCACUACUACUUUAUAUCAACUAUCACCAACCUACAAACCAACCAUUAAAAUGAUAUUAAACAACUAUAGAGAACACUUGACAUUACCCAAUCUAUGUAGUAUUGAUGAUAUGAUCAAUACUAUCAACAAUGACGGUGAUGAUAGUGAUGAUACUAUCAUAUUGUAUCAAUACAUUUUUUUGAUUAAUUAUGGAACAAAGAAAAUGGAUAUGUGGCCAUUGGGAAAUGACCAAUCUAAAAAGAUUGGCUAUUUAGAGUAUUUGAUCGAGAAACAAAAACAAACCAAAUCAAUGGAGGCAUUUUGGGAGUUGUCUGCUAUUCUCAGAGUUGCUCUUUAUAUUGGUCACCAACCUACAAUUGAUUGGUGUUUGCAAGAGAUUGGGUCAUCUCAAACAGGUCCGGCUACUGAAGGAUUUGUCUAUGAUACAUUAGAUAUUUGUCCUUCCAUCUUGACAAUUGACCUGUUGAAAAAGUCACCAUCCCUAUGUCACAAAUCCAUCCUCUUCAAUACAAUUGAACAACUUCACGAUAACAAAUCAUCACCAUCGUUGUCUUUAUCAAUCAAACAAGUAUUGGAAUAUUUAUUGUCAGGUGACGAUGAAGAGGUCGUUUUGGAUGACAGGGAAUAUGUAAAGGCAAUAGGUGAGGCAAUAAGAAACAACGAUCUUGAAACUCUUAAAUUGGUGAUGAAUUGUUCGAGUUUGACAAGUUCGUAUCAAAUCGAUGCAGAACUAUUUGAAAAUGCAAAUCAAGAGGUGGUAGAAUACAUAUUCUCAAUGGUAAAAGAGUAUCCCGACUAUUUCAAUAUCAAUCCUCACUCUGACAAGGUGAUCAAUCCAAUAGCUGCCAGGGCCAUGUUGACCCACCUCCAAAAGGAAAUAGAGUAUGAUCUUAUUGUAUACUAUCUGUCUUGUAUUUGCAGUGCUGGAAAAGACCUCACUGCUUUAAAAGAGGUUCUUGGCGAGCUUGGACCUCUUCCCAAACCAUCUUGGAAUACUUCCAACGAAGGAUUUCUUCAAGAUCUUAUCGAUGCAAAACAUUAUGAAACGGCAUCAUAUAUCUUGGAAUACUUUGUAUCCGCCAAACAUGCUAGAGAUGAUUAUCUCGAUAGUUUGGAACCAUUUGGCAAUAAACAUGUUGACCAAGACUACGUGCACUAUCUGUCAUCAAUCUCUAUGGCCUUGUCAAAUGACCAGUAUGAAUUGGCUGACCGUUUAAUCGAAUACUUUUCAUUAGAUGAUCGUGUAGCAGCAUCAACCAAUCGAUUCAUCCAUUUUGACACUGCGUCUCACCUGAUUGCCUAUUCUUGGACUCUUUCAGACACCCAAUUUAAUCAUCUCUGGGAACUCUUUUACGGUCAGGAUAUUAUAGAUCGUCGUAGUAGUAUCAGUAUCAACAACAACAUUGACAAACCAAACUAUUUUACAAAGUUACAUUUGACAAUCAACUAUAUCAUCCAAACUAUAUUAGAUCUUAUAACGUAUAGAGUCACCAACAUUAACCAUCGAUUUAUUGCGUGUGACAUUUCAAACCAACAACAUUUCCAACAACUCCAACAUCACAUUGACCGUAUCAUCAAUCGAUACACCAUCUUUAUGAACCAAUACCAACACUUGAAGCAUUUAGGUUUGGAACCAUUAGAUGCACCUUUCAGUGUAUCGGUAUUGUCCGGUUCCCAAUUUGACACACAAACACUAUGGUCAUCAACAUCGGCUUCCAUUUAUCAAUAUCUUGGUACUAGAUUCUACACCAACAAGUCCUCCUCCGACCCUCUCGAAAAAAUCAACCAAUACACUGAAACUGAAUAUCAAGUAUUAAUGAAUCAAGCUAUUAGAUUUCAUUAUUUAAAUUAUAAAUUAUAA
This is a messenger RNA of Cavenderia fasciculata, 2691 nucleotides long. RefSeq lists its product as uncharacterized. Bases 1 to 2691 code for a protein of 896 amino acids. The transcript is spliced from 2 exons. The record is from RefSeq and is a predicted model, not a curated record. NCBI's taxonomy places the organism in Eukaryota, Evosea, Eumycetozoa, Acytosteliales, Cavenderiaceae.